Molecule: messenger RNA, 1278 nt
Organism: Trichoderma citrinoviride
Lineage: Eukaryota; Fungi; Ascomycota; Sordariomycetes; Hypocreales; Hypocreaceae
Product: DUF689-domain-containing protein
Exons: 4
Coding region: 121-1095 (324 amino acids)
Biological process (GO): iron-sulfur cluster assembly
Cellular component (GO): cytoplasm
Molecular function (GO): iron-sulfur cluster binding
Source: RefSeq, a predicted model, not a curated record
AGAUAGAGAGGGUCCUCGCCUCUUACAAAUCCGGCCCUCAAACCGCCUUCAACAAACCCUCCUCCUCUCGUUCCCAGCAGCUGAAUCUCCCUCAUUCCCUACCCAAACCGCACCUCUGCAAUGGCGCCCUCCGUCGUAACGAUAGACACCUCAGACGACUUCUUCGCCGCCCCUUCGGUGGCGACAGGGUCGAAGCGAACUCUCCUCCUCGCGCCGCCCUCGCUCGCCUCUCACCCCUCCGCCCUCACCAGCGUCGUCUCCCAGUAUGACCGCUCCGUUACGGACCUCCAGAUGAUCGACAGGCUGUCAGCCGGCCUCGUCAAGCUUCCCCCCGCCACAUACGACCUCGUUCUAGUCCUCGCCGAUGCGUCGUCUUCGCUGCAUGAGACCCUCCCGCUAUUGACCCGGAACAUACUCGGCCCCCUCGCGGAGUCGCUCAAACCAAAGGGCCGGCUGCAGUCGCAGGACGGGUCAGACCUGGGGCAGAACGCCGCGCUGGCAAAGGAGGCCGUCCUGGCGGGCUUGGUUGCGUCCAACGGAGGCUUCGACAAGCCGGACUACGGCGAUGGCGAAGGCGUAGUCUCUCUGAAGCUGGGAAGCAGGAAGAAGAAGGCCGAGGCGGCGCCCGCUGUCCAGAAGGUCGAAGAAGUCAAGCCUGCUGCUGCCCCUGCUGGCGUCGGCUUCAUCGACUUCUCCGACGAUCUCGACGCCGAUUACGAUGACGACGAGCUCAUCGACGAAGACACCCUCAUGACGGAAGAUGACCUCAAGCGACCCAUCAACAUCCCCCCCGAAUGCCAGCCUAAGGCCGGCAAGCGCCGCCGCGCCUGCAAAGACUGCACCUGCGGCCUCGCCGAGCGCCUCGAGGCUGAAGACGCCGCCAAGCGUGCCGCCGCCGACAAGGCCCUGCAGAGCGUCAAGCUCGCCGCCGACGACCUGACCGAGGUCGACUUCACCGUCCAGGGCAAGGUCGGCUCGUGCGGAAACUGCGCGCUGGGCGACGCCUUCCGGUGCGACGGAUGCCCGUACAUUGGGCUCCCGCCGUUCAAGCCCGGCGAGGAGGUCAGGUUGCUGAACAAUGAGAUUCAGCUGUGAUUCUGUUUUGUUUGGGACGGGGUUUGGGAUUUGGGAAUUAUCACUGCGAGUAUGGGUGGCGAAUUGCUGAUUUUGUGUGGCUUGCGUGAUGGAGUUUACGGUUCAUUCAAGAUGAUGUCGAUCAAGAUCUGGCUGGAUACGGGAUAACGAAAACCCUGAACGCUCAUGGCGUCUCGACUUGAA